This is a messenger RNA of Schistosoma spindalis, 3098 nucleotides long. NCBI's taxonomy places the organism in Eukaryota, Metazoa, Platyhelminthes, Trematoda, Strigeidida, Schistosomatidae. The record is from the annotation of a GenBank genome assembly.
UCUAUAUCUUCCCUUGGUAAAUGUAAGUACACUUCCUGUGCUUUAUGUUUGGUCAACUGACCUUUUUGGUUUUUUCCAAUCAUGUUAUUCACGUUUCUAUAGUACAUGAAGUACCUGCUAGCCAGACGCGAGCCGUUAUGUGUAUUUUAUGCUCCUUCAUUUUCCGUAGUUCAACUAGAUUUGGGGUUGUUAUAAAAUUUGACUGUAGCUGGGUAAGUUUUAAGUUCGCCACAGUCUCGCAGCAAUUAACUUGUUAGUGAAGCCAAUAGCUAAGCUACUGAAUUUUUAGUGUCAUUCGGUAAAUAUGAAGUAUACACUCAAAAUUCUCGGAGAUGUUGGCUGUUGCAGAUUAUCUUGAGACUUCGAAGUUAAACUAGUGUUGUGCUUUGUCAGGGAUUAAGAUUGUACAUGAUUCUAGGAUUCUGCAGUAUGGUUUAUCUCAUUUCGUUAUGGAAAAACUUAACUUCAACACAUAUUCACGAUCCUUUCCUAGUAUUUGUAUCGUCAUUUCUUAUGUCACAUUAGUUCUGCUGAAUACCUAAGUUUACUUGACAAUAUAUGAAAUAGUCAACAUAAUACUGAUGAAAUUACACUAGUUUUGGGUUGGUUAUUAAACCUAUGAACUGAAAGAAAUCUAUAGCCCAGUGAUCACUAACGUCUAGUAAAUACUGCUUUGAGUUGUACCGUUUGGGUUAACUUGGAAAUGGGGGACAGGACAGAUCAAAUUAAAAGGAUCUGAUUUUAGAUCUAAAAUCGGUGAAACUCUAUUUUAUGGACGACCGUUGAACGUACGUUUAAGUGACCUUGAGAACAUUAGCCAAUCAGAAGAGAGUUGGUAUAAAGUAAAAAUAUAUUAUGAAAAACUGAUGAAUUACAAUGGAUAUUCUUCUUUCACAUGAUUUAGGAACUUGUUAAGGUUGGAUAAAGGUUCAGAAGUUCUGAAAUCAUAAUGCAUGCGGUAUAGGAACUCGUCCAUAUGGCUCCAUAAUAAUCGUCCUCUGGAACCAUGGUAGGGUCUUAAAAAAUACUUCAGCCUAGACCACAUGCCUUUAAUAUUGUUUGUAUGAACCCCCAUCAUUGAAUCGAGAAAAUCACGUAUAUUCACGGAAGUGUUACUUACCCAAUCUUCCUUGAUAAAACGUCCUUUGUUGUAUUUUCGCUUUCUAAUUACUGUCUCAUCUAUUUCAACUAUCUUUCCAACUCCCCCAAACGAUUCAUGUACUUGUGAUCGCGCAAAGAAAGAGCAGAUUUUUUUCUCCAACAUAUAGUACAACGAAAUACAAUAUCAUCACGGUAGUCUGCACAUCGUGCUGCAGUCAUUUGAUUACCGCAGUCACAGACACAGGAACUUCUUAAUAGUCCCGUCUGUUAUAGUCGCUCAACAAUCACCUCUUCUCUGAAAUCUGCUGUAAAACGAUCGAAUGUGAGCAUCUCGAAUCGAACUUAGCGCCGUGACCUUGAACAUCCUCAAACGCCUCUGAUUGACUCGUCCAUAAAUUAGAGUCCUACCGCAUUCUAGAGAUUUCUAGGUUACGGGGCCAACUUCAAGGCUUAAUGAUAACGUACGAUCGGUUUACAGGGAAUUUUGUACAAAACGUGAUAAUUGAGCAGCUAUAACAAAUAAAACGGCAAGUCUAUAAUUCGUGAACGAACCAACUAGGUAUACAAUAAGAGAUCUCGGGUUUUGGUGCGAAAGUCUUUCAUCCAUUUGGCUGAAUAGAUUUCUGGCAUUAUAGCUGAUGUCAGUUCGUGAUGAAAAUCCCAUCUAUAAUUCCUAACUAAAGCAAAUUAUGACAAUUAUCGCGAGCUGGCUAAUAAAAGCACCAUUAACACUACUACAAUAUAUACGGAUGUUUGGAGAGCGUACAGACUCAUACAUAGGUUUGGUUAUGCGCAUGUUGUCGUUAUCCACAAGUAGCAUUUUGUGUGCUCAACAACCGGAGUGCACAUGAACAAUAUUGAAGCUAUGUGGUCGAGGCUGAAAGGGUUUUUGGGACUUUAUCAUAGCUCCAGAGGCCGACUAUUCUGUAGCCAUAUGGAUGAUUUCCUUUACUGUAUGAAAUACGAUUUUAGAACCUAUGAACCUCUUUCCAACCUUGACAAGUUUUUGAAUCACGUAAAAGAAGUGUAUCCAAUUUAUUUCUUUGGUUUUUUAUAUAUUUUUACUCUAUACUUACUGUUUGCUGAUUGGUUAAUAUUUCUCAAGGUCACUUAAGAUUCGUCCAAAGGUCGUCCAUAAAUUAGAGUCUCGCCUAAGAUUCUUAUUCAUCUUUUUUUAUCGAAGUAUAUCUUCCCGUUUUAGAUUUUUGCUAUGCCUGACGUUGACUGAAUGCGGGUGUAAAAAAUAUUUCGUCAUACAAAUUUUGUAUCUUAUCUGGUGUUUGCUAAAAUUAUUUCAUUUUGUCUCUCUAAAGUACUUAACAUUUUAGGCUAUGCCGUAUCUAAUGGAUGAGGAAGUUUCUAGCGAUGAAUCUGUCGAAUGUGAAGAUGUGGAGAUUGAUUACAAAAAUUUGUCCAAAAGUACAACAGGACCACCAAGUUGUCCAUCUCUAGCUCAGAAAGAUUCAGCUAAAAAACCGAAAAAUCCAAGUGAUUUACAUAUGAGUAAAGGAAAGGUGUUGAAUUAUCUCCGGAUACCGAAAGCUGUUGAUUUCAUGUCUCCAGAUCUAACUGAAUAUGUUACAGAAACCCAAAGGGCAGGCCUAAUUGCACAACUUAAAGCUAAUAAAGACUAGUCUUACGAAAUUUCUUAAUUUUUUUCACAACACAUGCUUAGCCUGAACAAUAAAUGUCUUAAAGAAUAUGCUUAAAAAAUGGUACACGUUAAAUAUAAGAAUGUUUGCCUUGCCGCGUGUUAACUGAACACAUCAAAAUUCUGUAGAUCUGUCAAACCAUGUUUCUAUAUGUUCAUGGGUAUUCGAUUAGAUGAUUCAGUAUUAAACAAUGAUAUUUCCUGUUUUUUCACCACCUAUGCGAAAUAUAAAUUUUUGGAUUUCUAGUUCUCGGCUGGGUCAUUUUGGCACAAAAGUUUUCGUUAGGAUUGGGAAGCUGGUUUCGCCAUGCGUUCGGUUUUUGUUGUCAAAAUACAAGAUAUCAGG